Hyla sarda is the source of this 2040-nucleotide messenger RNA. It is a transcript of the gene GIPC1, whose product is annotated as GIPC PDZ domain containing family member 1. Lineage: Eukaryota; Metazoa; Chordata; Amphibia; Anura; Hylidae. The transcript is spliced from 7 exons. Gene Ontology annotation, molecular function: protein binding. The coding region runs from base 230 to 1231 and encodes 333 amino acids. The record is from RefSeq and is a predicted model, not a curated record.
ACGCGCAUCGCCUUGCCACGCCCACUCCGCGUUCUAAUUGGCUGUCGCUUAACACAGUUUCCUCUCUGACCACUCCCACUCUGACUAAUGUGGGGAGAGUCACCGAAACCGGAAGCGGUACCGGGAAGCGACAGAGACGGGCGGAAGCACCGGGAUACCGACCGGGUGACAGGAGGACGGGGAGCCAGAGAGUUUAUUAUUACGGAUUGUCCAACACUAAGGAGUCCCGAUGCCGCUAGGCCUUGGUCGAAGAAAGAAGGCUUCUCCGCUGAUGGAGGAAGAUGACGUGGGCGAGCGCACAUCAUUGGGGGUAUCCAGUGCUGGCGGUGUCUCCGGCGGCUCCAUCUCACCGCAGGUCCCAGGCCUCCCUCCCCCGGCUACUGCCCUGCGCCCUCGCCUGGUCUUCCAUGCACAGCUGGCUCACGGGAGCCCCACGGGGAGGAUCGAAGGGUUCAGUAACGUGAAGGAGCUGUAUGCCAAGAUAGCCGAGGCCUUUAAUAUACCUGCCAGCGAGGUAAUGUUCUGCACACUAAACACGCAUCGUCUGGACAUGGACAAGCUUCUGGGGGGUCAGAUCGGCCUGGAAGACUUCAUCUUUGCUCACAUACGCGGCCAGAAAAAGGAGCUCGAGGUGUAUAAGUCUGAGGACUCGCUGGGCCUGACCAUCACCGAUAAUGGCGCCGGUUACGCCUUCAUCAAGCGUAUUAAGGAAGGCAGCAUAAUACACCGGAUGCAGCUGAUCAACGUCGGGGACAUGAUUGAAGCCAUAAACGGGAAGAAUCUGGUGGGCAGCCGUCACUUUGAAGUGGCCCGAGCUCUGAAGGAACUGCCCCGGGGAAGAGCCUUUACAGUGAAAUUAUGUGAACCCAGGAAAGCCUUUGAUAUGAUCGGUCAGCGCUCCAGCUCAUCCGCUAGUAGUGCUGGGAUAUCAUCGGGUAGAGGAACGUUACGUCUCAGAGCAAAGGGGGCCCCGACCGUGGAGGAGCCGGUGAGAGAGGUUUCUGUCAUUGAGGAGAAAGCUAUACAGAAGGUGGACGAUCUCCUGGAGAGUUAUAUGGGCAUCAGGGACAGUGACCUGGCUGGCACCAUGGUGGAGCUGGGCAUGGAUAAACAGAACCCUGACGACUUCUCGCAGGCCUUGGACCGCACGCUCGGGGACUUCGCUUUCCCGGACGAGUUUGUCUUUGAUGUCUGGGGUGCGAUAGGCGAUGCCAAGGCUGGACGCUACUAAAUUAUCCCCGCACCUCCCCCCUUUCCCCCUUAAAGGGGGUGUAUCUGCUGCUUCCCAACCACAUCUCCAUCGUGCAGUCCCGGUAGGAUCGGCAUACUGGUGAGGGGGGGGGGGGAUUGUUCUAAGGGCUAAACCACUGCUGUCAAGAUCCUCGCCAUAAUUUGUCACCCGUACUCGUUCCUGCGAUUACAUCACUAUGCGGAAAUGCUUCUACUCUUCUGCGGAGACUGCCGGGUGGAGCCUGGCACUGAUGACUCCCCUGGGUGACUCUUACAAAUGGGCAUGAACAUUAAUUCACAUUUUUUCUGAUGCAAACCCAUUGCAGGAUCUACUGAGCGAGACUCAAGAUGGCUGCUGGGCGAGGACCAUACUACAGUAACACUCCACUACAUUCCUUGGAAGGGCACUGAACCUGAACUUGAAUGCGUUUUAUGGAUUCCGAGAAUAUUUAGUAAAAAUAAGAUUUAACCAAGCUAAUGGGAUAGUUGGAAGCCGCCAAUAGAGGACAAACCCAACAUGGAAAUGCAUACGGAAGACAUUUCCGCUCGUCCAGGACACUUUUUCUAACGUUAAAGUCUAUAACUGCUAUGUUACAUACCCUCUGUAUUCACGAGAUGCUGGUUACUAGCGCCACCCGUUGUCCGAGUGGCAGAAUGGCAAUAAUGGUUACAGCGCUUCUUGUUGGAUGCGAGGGAUCGCUGACCUAGAUAAUUUAUGUCGUCGACUCACAAGUUUAUUUUCUGUGUUCCCUGUUAUGACUGUAAGAGAAAGGAAAAGAAAAUACUGAAUUUAUUAAAAGAUUUUAUACA